Messenger RNA from Phialemonium atrogriseum, 1248 nucleotides. Its product is annotated as putative Sin3 binding protein-domain-containing protein. Lineage: Eukaryota; Fungi; Ascomycota; Sordariomycetes; Cephalothecales; Cephalothecaceae. Gene Ontology annotation, biological process: positive regulation of transcription from RNA polymerase II promoter by glucose. The coding region runs from base 136 to 1233 and encodes 365 amino acids. The record is from RefSeq and is a predicted model, not a curated record. The transcript has a single exon. Gene Ontology annotation, cellular component: nucleus. Gene Ontology annotation, molecular function: sequence-specific DNA binding.
CAUCAGCAACACCAACACCAACGCCAACACCAAAACCUGUCGCACUCCCCCAUCAGUGGAUUCCACUUGCUAACUUACUGUUGUUCCACUCCAAAGACACGUCUCGAAGCAAUCCAUCCUCCGAAAUUGUUCAAUAUGGCAACCAUGGCACCUGUUUUCCGCGAUAUUCCGACCUCCAGCCGAGACAACUUAACUGCUGUAGCGGCUCGGAGUGUCCCUGUGACACGAUCUCACCCCGUUCCUCUUCCGACUCCCCCAAACUCUAUAUCUCCCGCCCUCCCUCCUCAUGGCCUCAAGGCCCAGCUGCAGAAGGCGAAACUCGAGCCUAUCGACUCAGACCUUGACCUGCAGGACAGGCAGGAUGGACUCGAGGCGAGCCAUCCGUCUCCCGGGUCGUCGCCACGAGACUCGGCCGGCGCCAUCAACCCGGAUAUGCUGGCCAAGUUCCAUCUGCCAGAGAUUCUUCUGAGCCAUGGUCCCCUUGCUAUUCGGCACAUCAUGGGCUAUCUCACAACCUCUGUUCCUGGCUUCGCCGGAAUACCUCCAGCGAAGGCGAGAAGGGUAGUCGUGAGCGCCCUGGAGGGCCGAGGAGGUGGAGGCGAUGGUGGGCUGGACGGUGACGUCGAGUUCGAAAAGGUGGGCUGGGGACGAUGGGAUGCGAGGCGACGGGGUCAGCCUCCGCGGGACAUCAACGCCUGUCGGACAUCACCGACUAGCGCCCCGUACCCGGGAGGUAUUCCUAUCACGAAGGUCCCCUCCGGCUGGGACGCGGGCCGGUCCAGGCUGACUGCGCCUGGAUCCAGCCCCGGAGACGGCGACUCGGCGGCAUUUUCGCACGACGACGACGGCAUCACCAUGCUGGAGAAUGAGGCCGAUAAGAUGUCCAUGGACGGGUCGGCCUCGGCUUCUUGCUCCGAGGCACCGGACGACGACGUGGUCAUGAACGAUGACCCAGAAGACGUUACCGACGACGAGGACUGGGCUGCGGUGGGUGCUGCAGCUCUCCGCGCGGCUUCCCACACCAACUCUGCUCAGGGCCUCUCCGAUCGAGACUUCUUUUCCCGACAUGUAUAUACGUCCGGCGGCUGUCUGCGGUCCUUCUCGGCUAAUGCUGGGAUGGCGCGGCCACCACAACUUGACAACUUUGGUUUUUCGACAUCCGCCUUGGGAUCUGCCUCUGACGCACAGGAGCGCGAGGCCGUCGAGGCCCUUCUUCGACUUGGAUCUGUAUAAUAUCACCCCUGCAUU